AUGUCCGGCGAUUGGGAAUUGCCUCGUCUCUGCCGUCUGGUCGAGGAGCUCCUUCAUCCUUACUUCGAGCCGGCCGUAGGUUCUGUGUCUUUAACCAGAGAAAAGGAGAAGAAUCUUCUGAUUGCACUCUCUAAGGUUUACAGAGAGAUUCAGGUCUGGAUUCGUGAAAUGGAGGUUGAUUCCGAUGAAGAGACCACGAGUUCUGAGUGUUCAUUGGAGGUUGUACACGAGGAGCAUAACUGUUUGAUGAAAGUCCUAGCUGACUUGAUUCUUCUACUUACAGUUGACAGUCAGUACGUACAACAUUCAGUUGGAAAGAUUGUUGUGGCCGUUUCUGAGCUCCUGGCUCCAUCUGUCAGAAACUGGGACUCUUUGGUUCAUUCGCUCUGGAUUUCCCUGGAAUUGAUAGUCAAACACGUGUUGUCCUGUUCUGCAAUUUCAAAUGCUGGCGACGAUUUACAUUUUGGAACCUCAGGUUUAAUGGUCUUAAAUCGUUAUCUGGGAAACGCAGACUGGUCCACUGCAGCUCAUAUAAUCCAAAUCUUGCGGAAUAUACUGAAAAGUUUGAAGGAAGAGUCUGAUGAUCAGCUUCUUCAAGUUUACGAAAAAUAUGUCUAUCCCUUUCUGUCAAAUGUGCCCUGGGAUCGGAUGGACGAGUGCUGUACAAAAGAGCCAAAUAUUGUGUUCUUGGGGAGUUUGAUCACAUUUCUUUGCUCAUUGGUUGAGCAAACCGUAGCUCCAGAAACCAAAGUCCAUCUCCAAGAUAAACAUCCAACUCUUCCCAUAGUUAUUAAUCUUGUGCCUAAACUUUUUCGUUGGUGCCUUGGCAAGGCAGAGAAUAGGGUCAAACAGUCCACCUUUCAGUAUUUCACUCACAAAUUGCUGAUGUUACUGCUGAGGCUUAGUUAUGGUUAUGGAACUCAUAUAAGUUGCACCACACUUGUCUCCUGGUUGCAACUUCUCCAUGAUUACUUUGAAGAGCUACUUUUGAAACCCAUGUCUAGGGUUAAGACUUGUCAAAAUGAUUGCCUAGAAGGCUCCCCGUUUCUAUCUAGCUUCUCUGAGGGAGAAGCACAACAUAUGAGGCAUUCCCUUCAUUCUCAAAGGCAGGCCAUACUCCUAUUUCUUAGGUGCUGCUUCAGUUUGAUCAGCUCGACAGGAGAGAAUACUAAGCAACUUCCUGCAGCUCAUAAGUCUCUCUCGGCUGUCAACGUGAUCUCUGACCCUGAUUUUUCUGGUAGAAGUAAAGGAUUUAUUGAUCUCUACAAAUGGUUCCAAGCCCACCUCCGAGAUAGCUUCUUAUGUGGAAAGGAAAUGCAUGUGGACAAGUGUAUACUUUUUGCAAGAUCUUUUCUCCAGCUAUACUUGCAUGAGGAUGACUUAUUGUUUAAGGUUCUCCUGCAGUUGGUUACUGCAUCGUCUUGUUUGGAGCAGCAGUUAGAGGGAGAGAAACAACCAUAUCAGGAUGCAGAAGAGGAUAUUGGAUUUCUAGUUUCAAAUGCUUUCAGUCCAGUGAGUUUAUUCCAUCUAUUCCUCUCAGAGGUGCACUAUGAUCAUCAAGUUCUGCUUGAUUACCUUAUUUCCAAGGAUCUUGGAAUUAGUUGUGCAGAGUAUCUAUUGAGGUGUUUAAGAAUUACUUGCAGUGCGUGGCAUUUAUUCAUAGAGUUCUCUGUUGAAGGAAAUGCUAUGGAUAGUUUAUCUCGAAAAAAGCAAAAAAAUUUGGAAGAUGGUCCUGACUUCCAGGCAGACCAAUCCCCUGGAUCACCAACCAUGGACACUUCUCCCUCUCUUAAUGAUAAAGUUAAGAUAGAUACUGACAGUAGUUAUAAGCAAAACAAAUGCAGAAGGCUUGCAUUCAUCGAGGCGAAAGAUUGUCUGCUAUCUUUGAAAGUUUCUAUAGAAAAUCUUCACCGGAAGAAUCUGUUUCCAUAUAACCCUAAAGCUCUCUUACAACGGUUGACAAAAUUUGAGGAACUCUGCAGCAAUCAUGAUGACUUUUCCUAGACUACUUGCUUAGAGAGAGCUAUCUUUUCCUGCUGAAGGAGAUAUUGUUAUAAUAAGGUGCUAGAGUUUUACUCGAUAUUCCAAGGCAUCCAUCAUACAAACUUGCAGAAGUUGCAUAAUUUUCUCCGACUGAGUGGGACUGGCCGCACUGUUGGACCCGAUUGGUGCUCCUAUUGAUAGUCGAUAGAAUUUUCUGGUUGCCGAUUGGACUCCGCCAUCGACUUUUUCAAGUUCCAGGAGCUAGUUCUGGUACUGAGGUUCAGGAACAGCCAAAGGACAAAGUGGGUUAUCUUGUGAUGGUUUGGAAGUUUGUGGCCGCGUAGCAUCAUCCCAAGGACAAAGGAAAUAUCAUUAUUUGAGAGGAAGUUGGGAGUUGUUGUAAGCAGAGAAGAACCAGAUGGAGGGGAAGAAACAGAGUCGUCAUCAUCAUUUCGUGCUGGUCCAUGGAGCUUGCCAUGGAGCUUGGUGUUGGUACAAGGUUGUUCCUUUACUGACACAAGCUGGCUACAAAGUGACGGCUCUCGACUUGGCCGCUUGUGGGAUCCAUCCAAAGCAGGUUACCGAGCUGGGUUCGGUCUCGGACUACCUGGCGCCACUUAUGGAGUUGAUGACUUCCUUAACAGGAGAAGAAGAGAAGGUGAUCUUAGUUGGACAUAGUAUGGGUUGUGUUGGGAUAUCUGCUGCAAUGGAAAAAUUUGCAGAGAAAGUAGCUGGUGCGGUGUUUGUAGCGGCCAUGAUGCCAGCUCCUCAUCCUGGUGUUGGCUAUUCUCUUACAAAAGAAGAGUGUCUCAAGCAAAUGGAUUUCAUGGAUAGCCAAUUCUCAUUCCAUGAUGGUCCUGAAAAUCCUCCGACCAGUGUAUUGUUUGGACCCAAGGCGAUGUCAACUAAAUUGUACCAGCUCUCCCCGCCUGAGGAUUUAACACUGGGAAUGAUGCUUAUAAGGCCCUGCCCUCUCUUCAACGAUGCGGAAACAGAAGCUGAAAUAGCCCUGACAAGCGAGAAAUACGGAUCAGUUCCUCGAGCUUAUGUUGUCUGUGAAGCAGACGAAAUUAUCAAGCCGGAUCUGCAGAGGUGGAUGAUCGAGAACAACCCAACUGACAUGUCAAACCCAUAUCUUCUGCUGAUCACAUGGCAAUGUUCUCAAAACCACAUGAGCUCUGCACUUACCUUUUGGAGCUUGCCAGCAAGUAUGCUUGAUGAGUGAGCGAUUGCCUUUGGCUUCGCCGCCCGUGGAAUUAUGGUUGGUUGGGGAGUUUCUGUAAGCAGAGAAGAACCAGAUGGAGGAGGAGAAACAGAGUCGUCGUCAUCAUCAUUUCGUGCUGGUCCAUGGAGCUUGCCAUGGAGCUUGGUGUUGGUACAAGGUUGUUCCUUUACUGAAACAAGCUGGCUAUAAAGUGACCGCUCUCGACUUGGGCGCUUCUGGGAUCCAUCCAAAGCAGGUUACCGAGCUGGGUUCGGUCUCGGACUACCUCGGGCCGCUGAUGGAGUUGAUGGCUUCCUUAACAGGAGAAGAAGAGAAGGUGAUCUUAGUUGGACAUAGUAUGGGUGGUGUUGGCUAUUAUGCCAGCUUCUCACUCCGGUGUCGGCUACUCUUUUCCAAAAGAAGAGUGUCUCAAGCGAAUCGAUUUCAUGGAUAGCCACUUCUCAUUCCACAAUGGUCCUGAAAAUCCUCCGACCAGCAUGUUGUUUGGACCAAAGCUGAUGUCAACUAAAUUGUACCAGCUCUCCCCACCUGAGGUAUGAGUUCGAAGUUCGUCAGUCGAGGAGCAAUGCAAGGAAUUUCAAAGGAUUCCGAGACCAGUAAGGCUUUGAAAGAUUCCUCUUCUUCAUCAUCUAAUUUUUCAAAUAGUACGAGAAAUCUCUCCCGCGUCACGACUAAUUUUAAUGGCAGCAUGAUGAAAGAAUGUAAUAAGGUUAAGCAGGUGGAAGAGUCGCUGAGAAUUAUUAUGUACAUAAGUUGUUGGGCUCCUAAUUGAAUGGUUGACAACCAUGUUCAUUACGUAAAGUGCAAGCGAUGGAUUAACAAAUCUAUAUCUAAG
This is a messenger RNA of Linum tenue, 4043 nucleotides long. The record is from the annotation of a GenBank genome assembly. Lineage: Eukaryota; Viridiplantae; Streptophyta; Magnoliopsida; Malpighiales; Linaceae.